CUUCACAGAAACAAAGCAAAGAAACAUGGUACCAAAAACCUCUGAACCGAUGACAUCACUUUACUCUCAAGAUGAAGAACAAGCCAUGAUCAUCUCCUCACUAGUCCAAGUCAUCUGCGGCGACACAUCUCUCGCAGUCACCAUCCCUGAUUUUUUCCAUCUCCGACCUUGUUUGACAUGUGGCAUUAAUGGUUGUUUAGGCUGUGAUUUGUUUCUAGAUACUACUAGUAGUAAUGUCACAGCAGCUACUGAUGAUCAAAAACAGCAGAAGAGGAAAAGAAAGGAGAAGAAGAACAAGUAUAGAGGUGUAAGGCAGAGGCCGUGGGGAAAAUGGGCAGCAGAGAUACGUGACCCUUGGCGAGCUGUGCGCAAAUGGCUGGGCACCUUCGACACGGCCGAAGACGCUGCUCGGGCUUAUGACUUGGCAGCUAUUCAGUUUCGUGGUCCUAGAGCUAAGCUCAAUUUUCCUUUUCCGGACCAGUUUAAUGGAAAUGUAGUUUUUGAUCGCACUGCAAGUGCUAAUACUAGUAUGAGUUCUUGUACUGGUGCUAACAGUGAAGAAGAGUUUCAAUAUCAGCGUCAGUAUAAUCAGCAGUAUGAGCAGCAAAGGAAUCAGAAGGAAGAGUUGGCAGUGAGUUUCUGGGAUGGUCUUCAGGAUUUGGUUCAGUUGGAUGAGGAAGAGCCUUUGUAAGAGGUUUUUUCAUUCUUUUGUAUUUUUUUUGUUUAUAUAUAUAUAUAUAAAUAUAUCUAAUAUACUGAAAUCAGACUCAUUUAGGAGUCAUUUUUAAGAAAUUAAACUCAUUGAGAAGAUGGUGAUUUGCUGUAUGUGUUUUACUUUUUUUUUAAGCAAGGUUAAGCCAUUGUUAUUUUCUUAUGGCUGGAGCUUGCUUUGUAGUGUUUGUCAUUAGAUAUCAGAUAUGAGAGCUUGUUUUGCUCUGAACCUAAU
Dioscorea cayenensis subsp. rotundata (Guinea yam) is the source of this 946-nucleotide messenger RNA. Its product is annotated as ethylene-responsive transcription factor ERF098-like. The transcript has a single exon. Gene Ontology annotation, molecular function: DNA binding; DNA-binding transcription factor activity. Gene Ontology annotation, biological process: ethylene-activated signaling pathway; regulation of DNA-templated transcription. Bases 26 to 691 code for a protein of 221 amino acids. NCBI's taxonomy places the organism in Eukaryota, Viridiplantae, Streptophyta, Magnoliopsida, Dioscoreales, Dioscoreaceae. The record is from RefSeq and is a predicted model, not a curated record.